UGUUAACCUCCAGUGAGUUGAGCUGUUCUCACAUCUGCGCCCCUCAUCGGUCCCCCCAGCUCCGUAUCCGCACAAUCCUCUCCGCGACCGUACGUCUCCGCCGGCCCACACUGAGCCCCAUCUCAACCGUCUGCUUAUGCUCAUAAGGGAACUCAACUUAUAUUUCAAACUUACAGUCAGGGAUUAAAGGCCCGGUGAUUAUGAGCCAUAAUAAUACUACCCAAAGCACCACCAUUCAAUGCAACUUUACAUCCAUCAGUCCAACUUCCAAACAUCCACAACACAGUUACGGGGGUGUCUGGAUCCUGUACAUGGUACCAGGUUUGGCCUUCCUGCUGGGCCUCUGUCUUUUCUUGCUGGUUCUGAAGACCCAGCCUCGGCGGAGAGCGGAGGCAAACGAGAUCGGAUGUGACAGAGCAAAGCAAGCAAAACAGAGCUUGAAUGGCAUCAUCUCCGACAGCUUGGACACAGGGGUGGUCCUCCAAAAAGCGAAGUCAGCAGAGACGCUGAGUUACGAGAACGUAGAAACGGGCAUCUACGAAAGUCAGGAUGCCCUUACUCAGUUCAGUGUGAACGACCAGAAAGAUUACAUGCUUCCAGAUGAAGACUACGAUGGAACACAAGGGAACUUCGAUAACCACUAUGCAGCUCAGCCCCUAACCGAAUCCGAGUCCUACGAAAACAUGGUGUGCCCGUUGUACGCAAGUACUAUCAAGAGGAAGGAGCAGCCUUUCGAGGGGGAUAACGAAGAUUAUAUUGACCCUGGUCAGAUGGUAUCAGAUGACUACCAUAUGCAGCACAGUGAGAGCCUAAAUGACAUAGAUGCGGAGUCGUACGUAGAUAUGGACCCACAACAUGAAAUCCACCCAGACUUCUACCCCGAGGAAGAUGGUAAAAUAGAAGGCGAUCGACUAUUACAUCCAGUGUUGAAUUCUUACGAGAAAAUGGUGAGCGUUGAUAUACCAGAUGUGGAGGAGGGAGUGUGGCACCAAGACCAAGGAAGCGGCAACUUCAGAGGAUACGUGUGAGCGUGCGACGCGGUGCCCGGCAAGACGUGCAAAAUAAACUGCACAAAAGUGACAGAGAAGAAGAGGGCGAGAGAUGGUCAAUGAUGAAUCAACAUGUUUUCCUGUUGAGUAGUUUUGCACAAUUUUACCAAAACAUAACCCAGAGUCAAGCGCUCAGCCAGGUCUAGGCAUGAUUUUUGGUGUAAAUAUUUUCUGAAUGAGGAAAAAAAUAUACUAUGUCCAAAUAUGUGUAUCUACAGGUGUCAUACAGCUGCCAUUUAUAUGUCAUUCAUAGAAACGUCCAUUUCCCCAGAUGCUGUGUGAACAGCUGGAAGGGGCAAUAUGGCCAAACCUCGUCACGUUCCUGUCACUCGGUCACAGGGAAACAUUUCCCUGAAUCUGUACAUUAUUAGAUAUGCAGUAUUACGCAAAGUUCUGCGCAAAAAUCUGGUUUCAGGUUGCAGAAUGCUGGUCCUUGUGACCACAAGGGGUCAGUAUUCCCAAGAUUAGUGAUUCCUAACCCGAUCCACAGGGAUCCCCAGACAGUCCUAGGGGGCUAGACCUUUACAAUCACCAACCCAUGCUGGCUCCUCUUGCCCACAGCAUGCAGGUAACUCAGGGAGAUCCACACUCACAUGAACAAGACCAGCUCAUCACAGGAAGGAUCACGACAGAUAGUUGUGUCCUUCUCACAUUAUGGAGCCUUGCCAGGCCAAACCAGGCCAUGCUAAGGGGGCCGACAUUUCUAUUACUGACGUGUUAGGUACAAAGUGCCAAAUAUCCCACUUAUAUAGCCACUUGUGUUAUAUCACACGUGUGUGUAAAAAUCCAAUUGUAAUUAAAUGAACGUAAUUGUAAUUUGUAAUAAAAAAAAAAAUCUAUUAAAUUAAGUGACAAGCUAAUUUAAAUGUGUAAAUCCA
Messenger RNA from Paramormyrops kingsleyae, 1927 nucleotides. RefSeq lists its product as uncharacterized. Lineage: Eukaryota; Metazoa; Chordata; Actinopteri; Osteoglossiformes; Mormyridae. The record is from RefSeq and is a predicted model, not a curated record.